GAAGAGUGACGGUAGUAUCGGUCAGAGGAUCUAGUUCCUCGAAUUUAUGUAGCUGGCUGGAUUCAUAAGAACAUCUCAACCGUUGAAGCAUGUAAUUGUGUGCUGACACUCGUAAUGGGAGGUAUUACUCAUGCUUCCGACCUCCAAUUCCCAUCGAGGAAUUUUAAGUUGCUGCUCCACCCGGACACCGGCUGCUGCAACAUCCGAGAUCUGGACCUUCCCUCGUGUCUUUCUGUGCCAUUGUGUUGGACUCCAUUAUGGGGGAGGAUGGUUCUUGUUGUCACCGUGACCAACAACACUAGCGGUGGACGGGCAAGAUCUUGUCGCAUUGGAUUGAAGCAUUGGAGGUCGAAUCGUUGGCGGUGGUUGGUUGCGUAUCUGUGCCUGCAGCUGUUAGUUCCGGUAUCGUUGGUCGCCAAACAACACGAUCAUUGGCUACGCGUCCAGACAACAGAAAAUUAGAACGGAGAAAAAAUAAGGGGAAAGGAACGGGGGAAAAAUAGGGAAAAAAACAAGGCACAGGAUUUAAAUCUCCUCGACCAUUUCUUUUUUUCUUUUU
This is a messenger RNA of Aspergillus sclerotioniger CBS 115572, 559 nucleotides long. RefSeq lists its product as uncharacterized. The record is from RefSeq and is a predicted model, not a curated record. Bases 115 to 462 code for a protein of 115 amino acids. Lineage: Eukaryota; Fungi; Ascomycota; Eurotiomycetes; Eurotiales; Aspergillaceae. The transcript has a single exon.